AUGUCUGGUGAAGAAGCAACAGAUGAACGGCCAAAUAUUUCACCAACUGAUAGGUUUAAAAUUGAAACAUUUAAUUAUAUACAUGAUAUUUGUGCAAACAGCUUGGAUAAACGGUUUAUAAGUAAUACAAAAUUACUAAGCGAUUGCAUUUGCCUGGAUCCUAAACAUUUUAAUUCGAUAAAAAAUGAAGUACCUGCAAAUGCGUUACUAGAACUUUCAAUUCUAACAACUAUUGAUAGAAACACACUUGCAUAUGAAUUACAAAAAUUUGCUUUACAGUUUAAUUCUAUUACUAAAACUUUUGAAGCUACUUUCACAUAUUAUUUAACUGAAGACUCCCAAUUUCCUAUUUAUGAACAUGAACUAGAUUUAGACGAAGAUCAAGCAUCCGUAAUUGAUCCAUCCAAUAAUUGUAAAACAUGCAAUAACUGUUUACGUUGUUCUUUCAAUGUGUUACAUAAUAUAGUUCAACAGUGGUUGUUUUAA
Molecule: messenger RNA, 486 nt
Organism: Macrosiphum euphorbiae (potato aphid)
Lineage: Eukaryota; Metazoa; Arthropoda; Insecta; Hemiptera; Aphididae
Source: the annotation of a GenBank genome assembly